Molecule: messenger RNA, 1566 nt
Organism: Triticum turgidum subsp. durum (durum wheat)
Lineage: Eukaryota; Viridiplantae; Streptophyta; Magnoliopsida; Poales; Poaceae
Source: the annotation of a GenBank genome assembly
AUGCACUCAUCUCAAGCCAUGGCGCAACAAGAACUAGAUGCCACGUACUACUACAAUCACCUCUUCAUGGCCACCGUCCUGCUACUCCCUAUCCUCCUCAUCGCCAUGUCCAAGCCACGCGAGCACGGCGGCGAGAACCUUCCCCCCGGGCCACGGCGGCUGCCGGUCAUCGGCAGCAUGCACCACCUCGUCGGCGCGCUCCCCCACCACGCCAUGCGUGACAUCGCCCGCCGGUACAAUGCUCCGCUCAUGCUGCUCCGCCUGGGGCAGCUUGACGUUGUUGUGGCCUCGUCAGCCGGUGCAGCGAGGGAGAUCAUGAAGACCCACGACGCGGUAUUCGCCACGCGGCCGCGGACCGCCACCCUCCGCGCCAUCACGAGAGACGACCUCGGCAUCACCCUUACACCGCACGGCGAGCACUGGCGCCGCCUUCGCAAGCUCUGCGUCACCGAGCUACUCAGCGCGCCGAAAGUCCGGUCCCUCCGGGGAUGCCGCGAGGCCAAGGCCGCCGCCCUAGUCUCCUCCAUCGUCUCGUCGCUAUCGUCUUCCUCGGAUCCUGUGAACGUCAGAUCCCUCCUCAGCACCUACGUCACCGACGUGGCGGUGCACGCGGUGGUGGGCAACCGGAACGGGGAACUUCGAGAUGAGUUCCUGAAGCGCCUCAACGAGGGCGUCAUGCUGGCCGCCGGGUUCAGCCUCGCCGACCUGUUCCCAUCGUCGCGCCUCGCACGUGCCUUUAGUGGAUCGACGCGCCGGCUGGAGGCGAUAUGCCACGAUAUGAGCCGGGUCAUAGACCACAUCAUCGAGGACCACCGCACGAGGAGGUCGGCCGGCGCCGGCGGCGAGGAAGAAGACAUCGUGGACGUGCUACUGAGGAUCCAGAAUGACGGUAGCCUCCACGUGCCUCUUGACGAUGGAACCAUCCGUGCCGUGAUCACCGAUCUGGUUUCGGGGGGUAGCGAGACCACGGCGACGACACUCCAAUGGGUGAUGGCGGAGCUCAUGCGGAGCCCGGCGGCGCUCUGUAGGGCACAAGCAGAGGUGCGUGGUGCCCACACCAGGGAGAGCCGCGUCCGUGAGGAGGCCCUGAAGGGGCUGCACUAUCUGCAUUUAGUAAUCAAAGAGACGCUUCGACUACACCCAGUGGUGCCGUUUCUCAUCCCACGGGAGUGUUUGGAACCCUGCCGUGUCCUCGGCUAUGACGUGCCCAAGGGCGCCAUGGUGCUUGUCAACGCAUGGGCAAUCGGGCGGGAUUCGGCGAGCUGGGGCACUGAUGCCAAGGAGUUCCGGCCAGAGAGAUUCGAGGAGGCUGGUGACGCGGCGGCGGCCUUCAGAGGAACAAACUUCGAGCUCGUGCCUUUCGGCGCUGGUAGGAGGAUCUGCCCUGGGAUAACGUUUGGGCUUGCUGUUGUGGAGCUCAUGCUAGCGAGCCUGUUGUUCCAUUUCGACUGGGAGCUCCCCGGAGGAGGCGCCGGUGGGCUAGACAUGGCGGAGGAGCUCGGGAUCACGGCGAGGAGGAAGGGUGACCUAUGGUUGCAUGCCACCGUUUCGUGUGCCUGCUCCUAA